This is a messenger RNA of Dentiscutata heterogama, 1027 nucleotides long. NCBI's taxonomy places the organism in Eukaryota, Fungi, Glomeromycota, Glomeromycetes, Diversisporales, Gigasporaceae. The record is from the annotation of a GenBank genome assembly.
GGCUAAAGAUAAAAAAACCGGAAGAAUCGUAGCUCUCAAACAAGUACGUCUAGAUUCAUCUAUUGGAGAAAAAGAAGGAAUUCCACCUACUUCACUUCGAGAAAUUUCUUUGCUAAAGGAAUGCAUGAAACAUGAAAAUAUUGUAAAACUACUUGAUAUAGUAAAUCAAGAAAAUAAAUUAUUUCUUGUUUUCGAGUUUCUUACAAUGGAUUUGAAAAGAUAUAUUCAUUCUUCCAAAGAAGGAUUGGAGCAUAAUAAGAUUAUGAAACUCAUGUACCAGCUUCUUGAUGGAUCCACAUUCUUACAUAAACGACGAAUCUUUCAUAGGGAUUUAAAACCUCAAAAUCUGUUAAUUGAUAAAGAAGAAAACCUUAAAUUAGCAGAUUUUGGGUUGGCCAGAGCCGUUGGUAUUCCUUUGAGACCUUACACACAUGAGGUGAUUACUCUGUGGUAUAGAGCUCCAGAACUUAUGCUCGGUAGUCCAACUUAUUCUUUUGCUGUUGAUAUGUGGAGUAUUGGAUGUAUAUUUGCCGAAAUGGUUAAUAAGAAGGUCUUAUUCAAGGGAGAUAGUGAAAUAGAUGAACUUUUUCGAAUCUUUCAUGUUUGGCCUAGCAUAACACAAUUUAGAGAUUUCAAACCUGUUUUUCCAAAAUGGAAACCACAACCCCUUGAUAAAUACGUUCCUACUUUAAGCUCUCUUGGUGUUGAUUUGCUCAGUAAAAUGUUGACAUACGACGACAUAUUACGCAUUUCAGCCAAACGUGCUUUAUCACAUCCUUUUUUCAACGAAAUAAAUGAAAAUAGUCGUUGUUUGUCGUCGAGACCAUUAAUAAAGGAUCAAUGCGAGCAUGAAACUGAUGCGGCACACCAACAAUCUUCUGAUACUAGCAGCCUUACAAAUUCUAAGUCAAAUUUUAUAAGCAAAAGUAAAUGCGAAACUAAUAUUGAAAAAGAAUAUAAACAACCUACGGAAAUGAAUUCUACAGUGGGUGUUAGUAAAGCUGAGCCUGUUCCAUGGCGACUUUAG